AGACUUAUCUCCACCCACUACCCAUUCUUCAUUUCAUCAAAUAAAAUAGAUUCCUCAUGUACGCGACGCACCGCCAUCGAGAGCAUCCCCACACCCUUCCUAUCCCUUCAGAAACUCUCUUUCCAUGAUUAUUCUUUGUUUGAUUCCAUGUACUAGGAUCCCAUUCCAAACCUUCCAUCGGAUCUCUCUCUAAUCUUCUUCUUCUUCUUCUCCCUCUCUUCAUCCUUCUCCAUAUUCUUAAUUUUAAUUUCCUCUCUCUAAUUAUCGUUUAACAGAAAAGGUAUGGAAGAUUAUGCAGACCAAAUGCAGAGAUGUCGAGAUUAUGUAGAAGCCCUUCAGGAAGAACGUCGUAAGAUUCAGGUCUUCCAUCGCGAACUUCCCCUCUGCAUCGAGCUUGUAACCCAAGCCAUCGAUGCUUGCCGGCAACAACUUGGGAACGCCGGUAGAACAGAGUAUUUCCCAGGAAGAUCUGAUAGUUCAGAGCAAACAUCAAGCGAAGAAGGACCCGUGUUAGAGGAAUUCAUCCCUCUAAAGAGAAGCUCAUCAUCCUCCUCCUCCGAAGAAGAAUCAGAACACAAUCCUAAAUCCAAAGACAGAAACGAUAAAUCCCUUAAGAAGAUUGACUGGUUAAGAUCCGUUCAGCUUUGGAACACAAACCCAGAUCCAUCCCCUAAGCAGGUUCAGGUUCAGGUUCAGGAUCAAACUGAAAGAAAGGCCUCAGUAAUUGAAACUGAUAAAAUUGGGGGUGCAUUUCACCCUUUUCAGAGAUCUGUUUCUACGAUUCCAUCUUCCGGCCAAAAGAUUUCUGUAAGCUCUACUACUACCACUACUACAACUACAACAACUACUACUGAUGCAGAAGGUAAUGGAGGUUUAUCAGAUAAUAAUGAAGGAGGUGGUAGUGGCAAAAGAGAAGAGAAGGAAGGGCAGUCACAGAGGAAGCCCAGGCGAAGUUGGUCACCAGAGCUUCAUCGUCGAUUCUUAAAUGCACUUCAACAACUGGGUGGUUCUCAUGCUGCAACGCCUAAACAGAUUAGGGAGUUGAUGAAGGUCGAUGGGCUUACUAAUGACGAAGUCAAAAGUCAUUUACAGAAAUAUCGUUUACAUACGAGACGACCCAGUCCGGCAGGGAUUCCUAAUGGUAACAACCUGCAACAGCCUCAGUUUGUGGUGGUGGAAGGCAUCUGGGCUCCUCCGCCGGAAUAUGCUGCUGCGGCGGCAUCGACUGUGAAGGGGGAGAUGAAUGGGGUUGCAGCUAAUAGAGUCUAUGCUCCGGUAGCUUCAUUACCACAUCCGCCGCCUCCGGCAACGGUGAAGCAAUCACAGCGAUCUCCCUCUCACCUGGAAGACAGGGGGGGCCAAUCAGGCGACGAGAAGGGUCAUUCCAAUUCCCCAACUUCGUCUUCCUCCAUCCAUACUACCACAGCUUCAGCAGCUUUAUGAUUUUGAUUUUGCAUGUGAAUACUGAAGACUAUAGAGUGUAAUAACAAAUUGUACUCAUUAACAUGGAAGGAAGAUGGGGCAAUGACGGACCACAUUUAGUUGGGAUGAGGUUGAGUUUGUUAUUAUUGAAGAUGUAACUAUGUCUUUAGAGUCUAGAUUUUGGUUUAUCUUUCUUCUUGUGUAAGAAAAGGUUAACUAACACAUUAUCUCUUAUUGUUC
Molecule: messenger RNA, 1662 nt
Organism: Macadamia integrifolia
Lineage: Eukaryota; Viridiplantae; Streptophyta; Magnoliopsida; Proteales; Proteaceae
Product: transcription factor HHO3-like
Exons: 5
Coding region: 283-1443 (386 amino acids)
Biological process (GO): regulation of DNA-templated transcription
Molecular function (GO): DNA binding; DNA-binding transcription factor activity
Source: RefSeq, a predicted model, not a curated record